GCUGCACUGCAGCCUUGUCGAGCCUCUUGGAAAAUUCAGUAUUAAGCUGCAAACACUGGACUAAAAAAAAAAAAAAAUAUGUCUUUCUCAAGAGCCCCUUUGAAAAGGUUCAACGAGAACGUAGGUUGUGCCCCAGCACCGGGGUCCUAUGAGAUUAAACCUGGGGACCUGAAGGGAGCUGCUUCCUUCGACAAAUCUGAUCGAUUCAGACCUGUUAAGGCUGCCGCUCUGCCGCCACCGUCGCCCUGCAGAAGCGCCCUAAUGUCACCGGUCCGUAGGACUCUGUCGGUGGAUGGUCUUAUGGAAGGCUCAAGUGUCAAGAAAGAGAAGAAUUGCAUGACCAUGGAAAGGAAGCAGCAGAAGCUCUUGGAGAAAGAGAUAAGGUCCCUAGUCCAGCAGCGGGGGGAGCAGGACCGUCGCUUGCUGGCUCUGGAAGAGGAGAUGAAGAAGGUGGAGGCCAAGCUGCUGGCUGCAGUCAGGGAGAAGACGGGCCUUGCUGCCAAUGUUACCACCCUUGAAAGACAGCGGGCCGAGCUCAAGAAAAUCAAUGAGUUCCUAAAAAACAAGGUUUCUGCUGAUACUACAAAAAAGAGAAUCAAUUCUCUUACAAUGGAGUUGAUGGAGGCCAGGAACACUCUGGAUGCUAAAAACAAGGAGUUAAGUGUCCUGCAGAUUAACAGUGAAGGCCAACUGAAGUUGUUAGAAACUGACCUCCAAGCUGCCAGGGCUACUGCCACGGCUCUAAAGGACAGGAAUAAAGACUUGGAGGACCUUCAUAAAGUGACCAAAACCCAGAACGAAGAUCUGGAGAAUGAGAACGCUAGAUUGCAUGCUGUGAUACGGGAGCUGAGGGAGGAGAUCAGAGUCUUGCAGGGAUACCUGGAUACAGCCAAUGACCAGAUCCAGGAUCUCCGCUUAAAGCUCAGAGAGAAGGCACAGGAGAACGCUGUUGCUGGUCCUCAGCUGGAGAAAGUAAAGCAACUAGAGACUGAACUACUGCAGCACUCUACUGAGCUAGAAAGCACUCAAGGCAUGCUCAGACAAAAAGAGGAGGAGGCACAGAAAUUCCAGCAAGAGCUGCAGGCCUCAAAGAAUGCUUUAAUAGCGGCGGAGAAGCUAUUGGACAACCAAGUGCUGGAGCUUAAGUCUUCACAAAAGUCAGUGAGUGACAUGGAGGAGCAAAUUAAGUCGGCCAAACAAGAAGUUCAGGACUCACAAGCAACAGUUCGACAGCAGGAGGCUGAGCUUGCUAGACUGAGGGAGGUGCUCAGAAGGACGGAGAAGGAGCUGGAUGAGAGAGUGGCACACCUUGAACAGAGAUAUCUGUUCUCUGAGGAAGAGAGGAGUAAGGCCCAGGAGCAGGGCUUCAGGAGAGUGGAGGAGUUGAAAACAGAGAUCGCUUUGCUAAAGGAGGCUAAAAGAGAUGAGAAAAAGAGACAGAUUCAGCUUGAGCAAGAACAUGCUACUCUUACUGAAGAACUGGCAAAAGAAAAGGCACUUGUGGACUCCCUGACUGUGCUGGUGGAGCAGGAGAGAGAGGAGUCUGAGGAGCGGUUGAGACAGCUGAAGGAGGAGAUGGAGGAGGUGCUGGGAGAGCUCGCUCUCUUGGAGGAUCAGGAGCAGAGGAAGCAGGAGGUGGUGGAGAGCAGUCAGGAGGCCGUCCAAAGGCUGCAGGAGGAAAAGAGCGAGCUGGAGAGACAGCUGAGUGAUACCAGAGCACUGCUGGAGAGUAAGAGCAAUGAUGUGGCAGCUUUUAAAGAGGAGCAUUUUACAGCCAUGAAAGAACUCCAAGAGGCACAAACAAACUCACUGAGCAAGAUGGCAGACAUUGUUACAGAGCUGGAAAGCACCAAAGAAGCUCUGAAGGAAGCAGAAGGAAGACAGAAAACACUGGAAGCGGAGGUGGAGACAGUGACCCAGCAGAUGAAGGAGGAGAUGGACAAAGUGGUUCAACAGAAAGAGGAGGAAAUCAACAGAGUGAAGGAAGGGUUAGAGGAGCACCAGGAGAGACAGUUAGCUGAAGCAAAAGCCAGGGAGGAGAAUUCAAGAAUAUUGCUGGAGGUGCAGACUCGCCUUGCACAAAAAGAUGAGGAGAUGAAGGCCAUGGAGGCAAGCCAUGCCGGCCUGAUCAGUCAUCUACAGCAGGAGCUACAGCUGCAGACAAAAGGAAGGGAAGAGGCGCUGGGGCAACUAGAGGAACAGAGAGGUCAGAGUGUAACUCAGCUCCAAAAUGAGAUAGAAAAAGCUCAGAAACUCCUAGAGGAGGUCAGCCAGGAAAAAGAGGACAUAAUCGAACAGCUCCAACAAGAAAGAGAAGAGAGGGGGAAAAUUCAGACAGCCCUUCAGGAGGAGAGGAAAGCAUUGGAGGUUGAAAGGGAAGACCACCAGCAGGUCAAGUCAGAGGUGCUCAGAUUUCAGACUGAGCUUGAGAGAGUAGAGGAGGAAAGCAAAAGUCUUCUGUCUCAAGUAGAACUCAAAGACCAGUCCAGGCUUGCUCUUGAAAAUCAGCUAAACAACGCAGAGCAGGACAAAAAUCGGCUUCAGUCUCGCCUGGAUGAGGUUGAACAAGGGCGCUCGAGCUUCCAGGCCCAAUUAGACCUUAUGGAAGAGAAGACACGGGCUGUGCGGUGUGAGUUGGAUGAACAAAGACAAGACAGACGGGCUCUGCAGGAACAGGUCGAAGUACUGACUCAGGAAAAGGUUACACUGCAGUGGGAGAUGGAGGAGCAACGAGGAGAACUCCAAAGACAAAUAACUGAAGCACAGGAGAAAAGCUCUCAAAGUUCAGAGACCGAACACUGGAGGAACCAAUAUGAGGAGCUGUUUGCGAAAGUCAGGCCCUUCCAGGAACAGCUCAAUGCGUUUGCAGCUGAGCGAAAUGCACUACUCAAUGAAAACGGAGCAAACCAGGAGGAGUUAAACAAGUUGUCUGAUGCUUACGCUCGUCUGCUGGGCCACCAGAAUCAGAAGCAGAAGAUCAAACAUGUGAUGAAACUGAAAGAUGAGAACAUCUUUCUAAAACAGGAGAUGUCUAAGCUUCGGUCCCAGGUGAACCGGCAGAAGAGUGACCUGGAGCAGCUGAAGUCAAAGCUCCCCGGUGCUCCUUGCCGCAAGUUCGAUCCCAGCAAAGCUUUCCAACACAACAAAGAGAACAGGCAAACUGAAACAACUGAAACUCUUAAAGGAAAUCAUUAUGCAUAAUGGAGCUGUUCUACCAGGCAAGAACCGACAACUAAUUGGCAGCCUAAUUUAAUUUCUAUGGUUUGGUUUUUUGAAUACUUACCAACCUCUUACUUGGAUGCUUUUUUGUAUUUGUACUCAUAAUUCAUUAUCAUCAGUAAUUCAUGCUUCUUAAAAUUGUAAACUAUAUUCCCACAUCCUGUUUUACAGCCUUUUGUGUCCAAUUGUUACAUACAGAAAGAGGUUUUAUGUUCGUUUUGAUUUUAAAAAGAAAUGUUAGGAGCAGAUUGUGUGUGUGUGUGUGUGUGUACAGGAGCAGUGAGUGAAAAUAAUGAGGAAAUAGAUGGUACAUGCAAUGCAGAGAAUAAAACCGUAGCCAUAAAAAUGUGAGAUACUUUUUAUUGUUAAAUGUGUUUUUAGAAUUGUAUCUGUGUAACUUCCUUAGCUUAGCUCUGUAUGAAUCUUUCUUAUUUGUAAAUAAAGACAGAUUUUAAUACUCUUAAACAAAA
Molecule: messenger RNA, 3689 nt
Organism: Morone saxatilis (striped sea-bass)
Lineage: Eukaryota; Metazoa; Chordata; Actinopteri; Moronidae
Gene: hmmr
Product: hyaluronan-mediated motility receptor (RHAMM)
Exons: 20
Coding region: 79-3201 (1040 amino acids)
Cellular component (GO): membrane
Molecular function (GO): hyaluronic acid binding
Source: RefSeq, a predicted model, not a curated record